Cercospora beticola is the source of this 473-nucleotide messenger RNA. RefSeq lists its product as uncharacterized. NCBI's taxonomy places the organism in Eukaryota, Fungi, Ascomycota, Dothideomycetes, Mycosphaerellales, Mycosphaerellaceae. The record is from RefSeq and is a predicted model, not a curated record.
AACAAGCAAAGAAACGAAGCAAAGCGAAGAGCAACAAGACACCAUUGAAGUACCAACAGACAACAUGCACGCUCACAAGCUCCUCUUGAUCGUCAUUGCCGCCACGGCAUGCAAUGCCGCCGCGAUCAUACGAGCUCGUGCACCAGUGGCUGCAGCCAUUGCUCACGACAACGACAACGAGAACGUCAAGCGUGUUGGUGGCCAGCCAGCGGGAAAUCUCGAAACUCGCCAAUACUACGUGCCUUCUACUCAGAAUGAAUACAUCAGCACCGGUCCCAACAUUGAAGAGGUCGCGGAGAAAGCUGCGCCGGUGGACCACAGAGCUUGAGAGAUCGAUGGAGCCGAGGGGAAAAAAAGCCCAAAUGGUGGGUUGUUUUCUUUUGGUUUGGAGGGAGAGUCUUAACAGAUUUGCUGAAAAUGUGCUCUUCAUGCUUGUUCGUAGGCAGCGAAAGUAGAGUAUACAGUAACGGCCA